GAAGUGAUGCCACAUACAAAGUGAAGCAAGCACCUAACCUUCCAAAAAGGUUCAGUCUUUUUCAUUUACCAAAUAUUUAGUAAUUUUUCAUAAAAUCAUUUUUUAUUGUAUAAAAAUAAAAAAAAAUAAAAAAAACUAUUUAAUAAUAAAUUGUAAUUUUUCAUAAAAUCAGUGGUAUUAAUAUUUGGUGGGUAAUUUAGGGCUUGGUUUGGUAGAAGCCAAAAAUGAACCAACCCCUAACCCAACCGAACCCAGAAGGCAGCGACCAGUCACAGCAGCCACCACCUCCUCUUCACACAGAAGUAGAAGAUGAUGAUGAGAAUGUAAAACAACUCAAAGAUUGCUCUGUUAUCUACCUAUCCUUACAGGAUUGCCUUGUUAAGACUGACAGGAAUUGGAAAUCUUGUCAAGUGGAAGUCCAGGCCUUGAAGGCAUGCAAUGAGAGGAGGAAUAAUGGCAGGGGAAAGUGAGAUCAUAGCAAAGAUGAGCUUCAAUUAGGAUUUCUAAUAUGUAUGAAUUUUUUUUAUUUUUUAUGAACUAAUAUGUAUGAUUUUUGGGAUUAUUUGACUGAAUCUUUAAAUGAAAUGGUGACCAUUUCUUGGUUGUUUUGCAUACAAUUUCUUGUAACCAAAACCCACAAGUUAUGUUUCUCUUCUCUCCACAA
Messenger RNA from Prunus persica (peach), 664 nucleotides. RefSeq lists its product as uncharacterized. The record is from RefSeq and is a predicted model, not a curated record. The transcript has 3 exons. Lineage: Eukaryota; Viridiplantae; Streptophyta; Magnoliopsida; Rosales; Rosaceae. The coding region runs from base 225 to 470 and encodes 81 amino acids.